This is a messenger RNA of Fopius arisanus, 1268 nucleotides long. RefSeq lists its product as uncharacterized. NCBI's taxonomy places the organism in Eukaryota, Metazoa, Arthropoda, Insecta, Hymenoptera, Braconidae. The record is from RefSeq and is a predicted model, not a curated record.
AUUUUUAAUGACUUUCUGCGUGUUUCGCGAAAUUGUGGGUUAAAAAAUAUAAAAUGUUAAUUAUGACCCAAUAAAAUUAAUAACAAAUGUGAUACAAUGCCUGAUGAUUACCCGACAGCAUAAUGAAAAUCUCUUCCUAGUUUCCCCAAAAAAGUUAGUGCCAACUCAUGCGUCACGGCUACGGUAUAAUUCCUUCCUUUCUCGUCACAACGAUCUUUGUGGUUUUAACAAAACAACACCAACAAAACAUUUCCAACAAUUUCAAAAAUUUGCAGAUUACUCCUUCACGUUGAGAGGUUUCGUGUCGAGGCUGCGAUUGAACUGGAACGAUUAUUUCGUAUGACUAUUUCAAUUGCAAUCGGUAUUUCAUCACCUUAACGAACACUUGUCAUGUCAUAUUGCAACAGAUUAAUUCGUCAAACCUUUGGAUUCUUUUCCCGAAUCGAUUACGUUUUCAUUUGAUGAAUGAAAAUAGAUAUAAGAGGAGAUACAAAGCUGCUGAUGUCCAGUAGAUGAUAAGAACGCGAUAAAACAUGUCUCCAUUCAAUGUUUUAAUUAUUCUCAUUGCGAGUGUCAGUGGACUGCCAACCAGUAAUUAUCAGCGGAGAGAUAAUUUUGGAUAUGAAGUGACAGCUCUAGAGCAAUCAGGACUAUUAGAGCCAUCAGGUGCUGGUAGCUCCCCAGUAAAAACUGGAAAACAGCCGAAAAAUUCAGCUGGUGAGAGCAAAGAGUCCGGAUAUUACAAACAAUUUGGGACAAAUGCAGAUGGUGAAAAGGGAUUUGAGUCAGGUACAUACAGCCAUGGCCAGAAUGGGUACAAAGAGCUAGAUACAUUCCACAAACAAAUCGGGGACAAGUACGGAUUUGAAGAGAAUUUGGAAUUCGGUCAUGGAAAAGGGAAUCAAAAUUCAGGAAAACACUCUCGCGCUCGCGAGAGCAAGAGUGAAGAUGCAGAUGAAGCAGGUACUAGUGUUGAGACGUUUUAUGCAGAUACCAACGGAAGUGGCGAAUAUCUAGGAGGUGGUGAGACUUACAGCUCCGGCGGAGAUGGUGAUAAUUAUGAAUAUUCCUCUGGAGACAGCGGGGAAGGCGCAUAUUCAGAGUCCAGCUCGUACAGUUCAAAUGAUGGGGAUAAAUCGGGCAGUGAUGAAUACUAUUACUGAUUCUGACGAGAAAAUCCAUCUCACUUAAGCUUUACAUAAGUUAAUAAUCACCUAUGGAAUUCCUAAAAUGUAAGAAUAUGUGCAACUAAAUAUUUAUUUAAUCAA